ACAUGGAGCUGGGGAAAGGAAAGCUCUUGAGGACUGGCCUUAAUGCCUUACACCAGGCCAUCCAUCCUGUGCAUGGAAUUGCUUGGACAGAUGGAAAGCAAGUGAUACUGACUUCUUUAUACCAGCGUAAUGGAGAACCUAACUUUGGCAACUCAAAUGUUGUGGGUCAAUUUGAACACGUUCAUGGACUUUACUGGGGUCCGUUUUGUGCACCAGAUGCUCCUGCACUUCUUGCCAUUCAGCACAAAAGACACAUUACAAUGUGGCAACUCUGUUACAGCGGUUCAGAACAAAACAAGCUGAUGGUUUAUCAGAUCAGUGAAAUCAGCGAGUUGUUUCCUAUACUUCCCCAGGGUUGUGUGUGGCAUCCCCAAAAAGAAAUUUUAGCUGUGCUCACUACGCGAGAAACUUCUGUGCUCCAUUCAGUGCGACUCAAUAACUCCAGAAUCAAAGCAGACAUCAAAGGUAGCGGUAUUAUUCAUUGUGCUUGUUGGACUGAGGAAGGCAAACGUUUGGUGAUUGGGAUAGGUAGCACCCUCCAUUCCUACAUGUGGGAUGAUGAUCAGAAAACUUUAAAUGCUUGCUCCUUUUGUCCAAUAUUUGAUGUAGGGGGCUAUGUUUGUGCAAUAGAACCAACUAUGAGCACUCAAGUGGCAGUUGCUACUGAACUGCCACUAGACAAGAUCUGCAGCUUAAAUGCUGGUGUUUCAUUUGAAAUCCCAAGUGAAAUUAUUGGAAAUCCAGUUCCUUCCCAAGGUAGCUCAUUGGAAAAUGAUGGUGAUGCCUCUGUAGAUGAUGGGGAAAAGUUAACAGACCAGGAAAGUUUUACAUCAUCCCCAGUGGAUUUGACUCAUCUCCCUUCAGGUAAACAGCAAUCUGAAAACAGUCCCCUCAUUAAUCUACGAUCCAAAGAUUACUUAACUGGAAGUGGUCACGAUGCAUCACAUUUCAUUUUGGUGACUUUUGAAAAAAAGGCGACAACUAGCAAAAAAGUCAGCAUCCCAGGUAUCCUGGUCCCAGAUAUCAUGGCUUUUGACUCUAAAACACAGACUGUGGUAGUCGCCUCCAAUACCUGUAACAUAAUUUUGACUUAUUCCUUAACUUCAACACUCCUGCCUAACAUUCAACAAAUUCAUUUGGAGAAGAAUGAGAGGCCAAAGGGGUUGUGUUUCCUAACAGAGAAACUGUUGCUGAUCCUGGUUGGAAAACAAAAAUUAGUGGAUCCUGCUUUUCUUCCAUCUUCGCGCUCAGACAAAUACAUUCUUCGCUUGAUAGUCAGAAAGAUCACCUCUAGAGAAGGCCAUUCUGCGCUUUCGGGUCCUACUCAGAUUUGUUUCAGGAACAUACCAGUGAAAAGAGAGUACGUUGAAAGUCAUUCUUCUGAUGCUCACUUUCUGAGAGAAGGAUUGCUGCUCCCAGAUUGCGUGAGCAUGCCAUUUCCUGGGAAGAAGAAACUGAUAGAAGAAAUUGCUAACGAGCAAUGCUCGUCAACAAGCGUGGAUUCUGCUGAGAAAAAGAUGUCCAAGGGUUUUCCUCAAGAUUUGAGAACUUUGGACGUUGAGCCAAUAGCUCGUUCCUUUGCUCUUCAAGAGCUUGAAAAUUCUUCAGGACCACUAAACAUGCCAAUUUCAACCACGGCAGGAGAUAGAUCUCAUGAAACCUCUAAGUUAUAUGGCAAACAAACACAGAAUUCUCGUGAAGUAAACAGGAACGUAACGCAAAGUGACAAAGAAGCCAAUUGUAUCUCUAAAAAUCUCGAGGAACUGUGCUACAGCUUCGCAGAACUUCAGCAUCAACUUUUUGAGAUAACUGAGCUUCUAAGAUCCGGGAAAAAAAUUGUUCCACAGUAUCCGCCAUCUUGUGAGCCUUCUUUUGUUAACGUAAUUUGCCAGAAAGAGUCUUCCGGAUCUGUUACUUCUGAACAGCAUGCUGUUAUCCUCUGUGAUGGGAAACUCCGUCUGAGCAUAAUUCAGAAGAUUUUCAAUGUGGGUGUAGUUGAAAUGCAGCAUGAUUUGUCCUGGAUUGUUCUUACGUCAGACAGUGAGGGCUUUAUUCCAUUAACAUUUGAAUCCCAGCAGGAGAUCAUUAUAAGGGAUGUGAAUGCCAUAUCUAAUGACAGCAGUAAUGCUUCUUGCAAAGCAUUAGUUGCGGUCAAUUCCACUGAGGGAUUCAGAAAGCUUUCCUCUCACAGUCUGGAUUUUACAGCCAGCUCCAUGGAAGUCUUGAGAGAAGAGUCUUCUCGGUGUCUGGUGGAUGACGGACAUUUUUAUGAGCAAACCAACAGCUCUUCCUAA
Protobothrops mucrosquamatus (brown spotted pit viper) is the source of this 2294-nucleotide messenger RNA. RefSeq names its product WD repeat and coiled-coil-containing protein-like. Gene Ontology annotation, molecular function: kinase binding. The record is from RefSeq and is a predicted model, not a curated record. The transcript has 3 exons. The coding region runs from base 3 to 2294 and encodes 763 amino acids. Lineage: Eukaryota; Metazoa; Chordata; Lepidosauria; Squamata; Viperidae.